GCCUUUGCGACUGGAUAUCAGGAGAAAACUCUCCGCCCGGUCAGACCGAGUGAAGAGUGUGGACGUACACCCCACAGAGCCAUGGAUGCUCUGUAGUCUGUACAAUGGUCAAGUGCACAUCUGGAACCACGAGAGCCAGACCAUGCUCAAGUCCUUCGAGGUGGCAGAGGUGCCUGUGCGUUGUGCACGCUUCGUCGCCCGUAAGUCAUGGAUUAUCACAGGCUCUGAUGACAUGCAGCUGCGCGUGUUCAACUACAACACGCUGGAGAAGGUCCACACCUUAGAAGCUCACUCGGACUACAUCCGAUCGGUGGCUGUCCACCCCACACAGCCUCUGUUUAUCUCGAGCAGUGACGACAUGCUCAUCAAGCUGUGGGAUUGGGAGAAGUGGCAGUGCAUGCAGGUAUUUGAAGGGCACACGCACUAUGUGAUGAUGGUCGUGUUCAAUCCUAAGGACGCCAACACCUUUGCCUCUGCGUCGCUGGAUCGCACUAUUAAGGUGUGGCAACUGGGCUCUCCCGUACCGAACUUCACUCUAGAGGGCCACGAGAAGGGCGUUAACUGUGUGGACUACUUCCAGGGUGGCGAGAAACCGUAUCUGAUCUCUGGUGCGGAUGAUCGCACCGCUCGAGUGUGGGACUACCAGAACAAAACGUGUGUGCAAACCCUCAGCGGACACACCCAGAAUGUGUCAGUGGUCUGCUUUCACCCAGAACUCCCCAUCAUCCUUACAGGUUCUGAGGAUGGUACUGUGCGUGUGUGGCACUCGCAGACCUACCGUCUGGAGAACACACUCAACUACGGCUUGGAGCGUGUAUGGGCUCUAGCCUAUGUGCGUGGCAGCAAUAACAUCGCAUUGGGUUAUGACGAAGGCAGCAUCAUGAUCAAACUAGGCAGAGAAGAACCAGCCAUGAGCAUGGACAGCAGUGGCAAGAUCAUCUGGGCCAAGCACAGCGAAAUCCAACAGGCCAAUCUCAAGCAAGUGCUGGAACAGGGAGUCAUCAAGGACGGAGAGGCACUCACCCUCAGCACCAAAGACUUGGGCGCGUGCGAGAUAUACCCUCAGUCUCUGCAGCACAACCCCAACGGACGCUUUGUGGUGGUGUGUGGGGAUGGCGAAUAUAUUAUCUAUACCGCUCUGGCAUGGCGAAAUAAGAGCUUCGGUUCGGCUUUGGAGUUUGUAUGGGCGUCGGAGGCGGGUGUAUAUGCCGUGCGCGAGAGCUCCUCCAAGAUCAAAGUAUACAAGAACUUCAAAGAACGGUCCAUCAUCAAGCCUGACUUCAGCGCUGAGGGUAUCUUCGGUGGUCAUCUGCUGGGUGUGCGUUCGUCCAACUCCCUCGCCUUCUACGACUGGGAAUCCGGAGACCUGGUACGGCGCAUAGAGAUUGUGCCCAAGGCUGUGUACUGGUCAGAGAAUGAUCUGGUGGCUAUCUGCACAGAAGACAGCUACUUCAUCCUGCGCUUCAGCGAGUCGGCGGUGGCGGAGUUCAGAGAGAGUGGUGAGGUGAUUCAAGAUGAGGGUAUCGAGACGGCGUUUGAGGUACUAGGUGAGAUUGCCGAUGACAUCAGAACCGCCUGCUGGGUGGGUGAUUGCUUCCUGUUUACUAACAGCGUCAAUCGCCUCAACUACUACGUGGGUGGCGAGAUAGUGACAGUGUCCCACUUAGACCGUCCUAUGUACCUGUUGGGAUACAUUCCCAAGGACAACCGCGUGUAUCUGGUCGACAAGGAUUUGCAACCAGUCAGUUAUGCGAUAUCUUUAACUGUGUUGGAGUAUCAGACAUUAGUCAUGCGCCGAGACUUCGCGACGGCUGAUGGGCUUAUGUCCCAGAUCCCCGAAGGCGAACGCACGCGUGUUGCCCGCUUCUUGGAGAAGCAAGGGUUCAAGGAGCAAGCACUGCAGGUGUCUACAGAUAUAGACCACAAGUUCGAGUUGGCUAUGACGCUCAAGAAUAUGAAGCUUGUGCACGAGAUUGCACAGGAGGUGGACAGUCCGUUGCGAUGGAAACAGGUGGCGGAUCUAGCGCUGAGCUGUUGGGAGUUCGAUCUGGCUCAGAAAAGCAUGAUGGCCGCAAAAGAUUACCCUGGCUUGCUGCUUCUGUUCACUACCUCUGGCAAUCCCGAGGGACUCACCAUCCUGGCCAAGAAGUGCCAGGAAGAGGAGCAGAACCACAUCACCUUUGUGUGUCUGUUCCUUCUGCAGCGUUUGGAGGAGUGUUUGGAUCUUCUCGUGGUCACCAACCGCCUGCCCGAGGCGUGCUUCUUCGCGAGAACAUAUCUGCCAUCGAAGGUGGAUGAUCUUGUGGUGCUGUGGAAGGAGAGUUUGGAGGCGAAGGGCAAGCCAGGUAUGGCAGCCAGCUUAGCCUCACCCGGGGAAUACGGCAACCUGUUCCCGGAUAUAGACUUGGCCAUCCAGGCUGAACGAAGGUACAAGCGCAUGGACCGGUCUGAAGGACUGGCCGCCGCAUCAGACUAUGUGGCCAUGAAGGCUGCACUCGGACGAGAUCUGAUAGAGGAGGUGCGCGAGAGUGGCGAGGAGCCUGAGUUGCCGGUCAGUCCGGUGCAGGCCAAACCUAGUUUGCCAGAACCGCAAUCGCCAGUGCGAGCACAGACACAGGCUCCCCAGCCCGAUAGUGAGUCCGAAAUAGAACCCGAGGCUAAUAACGGGACGAAUAACGGUAUGGAUGAUAGGGACUUUGAGGAAGAGGAAGAGGGGCAAGCCAGCUCUGCAUUUAACACGCCCGAACCCACGUUCCAGAUGCCACGAGAUGCGUUUGCUAAGCAACAGAGGUCACCCGCGGCACACCAAUCCCCUGCACCACCAAAGAUUGAAGCGCCGGAGGAAGACUCGGAAGAAGCCAGCGACGACUUUGACGACAGUGACGAUGACGAGGAUGAACUCCAGACCGUGUUAUCAGGCAAACCCUCACCAGCGGCGCAGAAACAAGCAUCACCCGCACCCACGCAACUGAAGGAUGACUUCGAUGAUGACGUGGACGAUUUCGAUAGCGAUUUCGGUGAGGACGAUGGUUUUGACGAUCUUUGAAGAUGUCGAUUGGACCCAAGCACUAAUAAUCGACUCGAUUAACUUGAGAUAUGGGUCAACUUGCCUAGGAUAGGUUGACGUGCCGAUUUAGAAUCAACCCGAUUGGCCAAUUUUAUCUAUGCAAGUCAGGCGCGUAAUAGUGGGAGUUUGAAAUAUUCCAAGUGCUGCAAGGACGAACAACGGUACACCACAUGAUGAGUACCGCAGUGAGCUUUAUAAACAGAUACGCCCAUACAAAUAACUCACUAAUCGAUUGAAGUUUUAUUAAAAUAAUGUAUGUACAUAAUACAAGCCG
This is a messenger RNA of Sphaeroforma arctica JP610, 3341 nucleotides long. RefSeq names its product coatomer subunit beta'. The record is from RefSeq and is a predicted model, not a curated record. NCBI's taxonomy places the organism in Eukaryota, Ichthyosporea, Ichthyophonida. Gene Ontology annotation, molecular function: structural molecule activity; protein binding. The transcript has 18 exons. Gene Ontology annotation, cellular component: COPI vesicle coat. The annotation marks the transcript as partial. Gene Ontology annotation, biological process: intracellular protein transport; intra-Golgi vesicle-mediated transport; retrograde vesicle-mediated transport, Golgi to endoplasmic reticulum.